AUGCCUGCUGCACCAAAACAGAGGAAGAUUGCCAUUGUUGGUAGUCGGUCUGUAGGAAAAUCCUCUCUUACGGUUCGUUUCGUCGAGCAUCAUUUCGUGGAAAGCUAUUAUCCCACAAUUGAGAACACAUUCAGUCGCAUCAUUAAGCACAAUGGCCAGGAUUUUGCAACGGAGAUAGUCGAUACAGCGGGUCAAGAUGAAUACAGCAUUCUGAACUCGAAGCACUUUAUCGGGAUUCAUGGCUACGUUAUCGUCUACUCUGUUGCCUCCCGCCAAUCUUUCGACAUGGUUAGAGUCAUACGCGACAAAAUUCUGAACCACCUUGGGGCGGAUCAUGUCCCCCUUGUCGUUGUCGGGAACAAGAGCGAUCUCAAACCUGAACAGCGUCAGGUCUCGCUGGACGAAGGCCGACAAUUAGGGGAAGAGUUCCACUGUGCAUUCACUGAGGCUAGCGCCCGUCUUGAUUAUAACGUGACUAAAGCCUUUGAUUUAAUGAUCGAGGAGAUUGAGAAGUCACAGAAUCCAUCCCAGCCGGCAGGCGGCAGCAAGUGCUCUUUAAUGUAA
Aspergillus clavatus NRRL 1 is the source of this 564-nucleotide messenger RNA. RefSeq names its product Rheb family small GTPase rhbA (gene rhbA). Gene Ontology annotation, cellular component: plasma membrane. The record is from RefSeq and is a predicted model, not a curated record. Gene Ontology annotation, biological process: small GTPase-mediated signal transduction. The transcript is spliced from 4 exons. Lineage: Eukaryota; Fungi; Ascomycota; Eurotiomycetes; Eurotiales; Aspergillaceae. The coding region runs from base 1 to 564 and encodes 187 amino acids. Gene Ontology annotation, molecular function: GDP binding; GTPase activity; GTP binding.